Camarhynchus parvulus is the source of this 3112-nucleotide messenger RNA. RefSeq names its product testis expressed 11 (gene TEX11). NCBI's taxonomy places the organism in Eukaryota, Metazoa, Chordata, Aves, Passeriformes, Thraupidae. Gene Ontology annotation, biological process: male meiosis chromosome segregation; meiotic cell cycle; synaptonemal complex assembly. The transcript has 30 exons. The record is from RefSeq and is a predicted model, not a curated record. Gene Ontology annotation, cellular component: central element. Gene Ontology annotation, molecular function: protein binding.
GGGGGCGCUGCUCCCGUGGCUGUGCUCCCGUCACGGAUCUCCCUGAGGGGCCAUGGCGGGGCCGCGGGCGGCGGCCGUGGAAGCGCUGGUGCGGGAGCUGCUGAGGGAAGAAGCGCCGUCGCGCAUCGCCGCCCUCACGGAGGAGCUGUUCCAGGCGGCGGAGAGCAUCUCUGAAGAGGACGGGAAGGUGGCGGAGGGAGAGCCCCCCGCUCCCAGCCCGUCUGACGAAACGGGGGGUGCAUGUGCUCCACACCCCACAGCCCUGGCACAGGUUGAAGAGAGUGCAGUCAGCUUGUGGAACUGGACAGUGACCAAACACACGGGUGCUGUUAUCAGUGAUGAGCAAAGAGCCAAAUUGCGGUUUGUUGCCUGCAGACUGAUUUGCCUUUGUGAGGGCAGCGAUCCUCCGGAGGGAACUAUUCGAAGACAGAUUUUGAUGUCUAUGAAAACUGGGAAAGGAUGGAUAGAUAUUGGAAAAGCUGGUCUUGCAGAUGGAUUUCUAGAGAAUGCCAUGAAUAGUAUAGAAAAGCUGUAUGCCAAGUUACGGAAGGGGAGCGAGGGUGAAACAGAUAUUCAAGUGCACAGAGCUGAUGUGGAGAAGAGCCUUUUCAAAGUACUCUCUUACCAAGCUGAAUCAGCAGUUGCUCAAGGGGAUUUUCAGAAAGCGGUGAUGUGUGUGCAGCGCUGCAAAGAUAUGUUGAUGAAAUUGCCAAAAGAAACCUGUUACCUGUCAAUCCUCUGUUACAAUUUUGGAGUGGAAACCUAUGAAUGGAAGAGAUAUGAACAGAGCUCCUUCUGGCUCAGCCAGAGUUAUGACAUUGGGAAGAUGGACAUGAAAUAUUCUGUUGGCAAAGAAAUGCAGGCUAAAGUGCUGCGACUGUUAGCCACAACCUAUUAUGAGUGGGAUUGCAGCCUGUACCUGGACAAGGCAUUGAAAGCCAUAAGCUUGGCAAAUCAGGAGAAUUUGCACCCAGCAGGGUUUUUUUUGAAAGUUAAAAUUCUUCUUAAAAGUGGAGCAUCAGAUGAAGAUAUCAACUCAGCUCUUGCAGAAUUCACACACCUUGAGAUGUCUUUAGACUUCUGUUUGAAUACUGCCAAACUGCUGCUGGAGCAUGGAAGGGAAUCAGUUGGUUUUGAUUUUCUGAAAUCUGUUCCUGAACGAUUUGAAUCUUCACCUGACCUUGGAAAAAUUACCCUGCUCCACAUCGAGUUCCUGCUGCAGAAUAAGAGGGAGCUGCUCGCUAAGCAAAAGAUUGAAGAAGUUAUUAUAGGUCAUUAUACUGGCAAACAGCUGUUGCCUGAAGCUUUGAAUCAGCUGCACAUCAUCUUGUGGGACAGAGCUGCCAAACAUUAUGAGGAGAAAAGAUAUUCUGAAGCCCUUCACUGGUACAAUUAUUCUGUCAGCUUCUAUACACCUGGGCAGAUAGAUCAGAACUUGGCUAAGCUGCAGAGGAACAUGGCUUCUUGCUAUCUUCACCUGAAACAAGUUGACAAAGCUAAAGAGGCAGUUAAACAAGCAGAAAGGUGUGAUCCAAGCAGCAUCUUUACUAAAUUCAGUGUCUAUAAGAUUGCAGUGUUGGAGAACGAUACUGAUAAAGUGGGAUUUAGUUUUUUUUAGCACACAAUAUGUAAGAGGCAGAGUCCAUUGCUAUAUUUGGUUUUGUUUGGAUGGAGCCUCUGUCUAGGGAGGAUAAUCCUCCCAUGGACAGAAGCUCUAGUAACAUCCCAGGCUAUGGAAGCUGUUAUUGAAAUGGGGAAACUAGCAGAAAAGCCAUCAGAACAUGAAGACAAGCUGAGAGUGGAUAAAAAUACAGGCAGCAACCUCUUGAGUUUAGCUGCCCAAAUUGCUUUAGAGAAUGACCAACAAAUUGUGGCUAUCAAAGCUUUGGAGUAUUUGUCUGAACAUUUACAAGACUGCCGACAGUUAUUUACAUCCUUGAAAUGUUUGGUCCGUCUGAUGUUAUCAAAAAUCAUGGCAGAAAAUGCAGAGAAAAGAGAUGAAGAUAUCAACUCCAUACUGACUUACUUGAACUUGGCUCAUAAGAAGCUUGCUGAGUCUUUCACAGAAGAGAAAUUUACAGGGGACAUGAGGAUCCUUGAAGCUCACUGGUUUAGAAAAGUUGCUUGGAACUUAGCUGUACAGUUCAAAGACAGCCCUGAAAAGAUGAGGGAUUUUUUUGUACUGUCUUUCAAGUUGUCCCAGUUUUGUCCCUCUGACAAAGCUGUUCUAAUUGCUCAGAAGACAUGCCUGCUAAUGGCAGCUGCAGUUGAUCUGGAAAUGGGGAGACAACAAGUAACACCUUCAGAACAGGCGGAGCUUUUUAGUCAAGCCCUUCAACAUCUUCAGACAUGCAAGGAGAUAUGGAAGGUGCUGAAAUUAACAGGAGAUUUUGCUAAAGACCCAACAGACACGUUGUUGCUGCUUUAUGAAUUUGAAGCAAGAUCCAAACUGAAUGAUCCAACACUUCACAAUCUUAUGGAGUCAGUUUGGGAGCAACCGCAAAUAGAGAUCAAGACACUUGAAAUCAUUGCAUCAUUAGCAAUGGAACCUCCAGCUCGGUAUCCUGUACUGUGUAAGAAAGCUCUCAAGAGUGCACUAAACCUUCACAGAAAGCAGGCUGUCAUUGAUGCUGUGAAAUUUAGCAAAUGCUUACACAGUUUGAUUAACAUCUCUUUGCCAACUGGAUUGACAGACUUGGAUACCUGUGUGCUGCAGGAGGUGUGGGACUACUUUGAAGAUGCUCUGAGUGUAGUCAGCAGCACAGAUGCUUACCCAGAGAUGGAGAUCCUUUGGUUGAUGACAAGAGCCUGGAAUACAGGAAUAUUUCAGUAUACUGUUGGUAAAUACAAGGAAGCUGAGCAGUGGUGUGGAUUGGGAAUGCGUUUCCUCAAUCACUUAGGCUCUCUGAAGAAGACCUAUGAAGGCCAUAUGGUUGGCCUUUAUAGUGAGGUGCUGGACAAGCUGGACAGAGCGAAAGGAUUUAUUCCAAAUGAAGAAUAAUGUCAGCCACAACUACAAAAAAAGGAAAGCAGUCUCUCUUGGAAGUGUUCUGCUGAAUGAGAGGCUGUUAGCUCUGUGAAGGCACAGGGCCAUGGGAGCAGUGGGAAAGAA